AUGAGUAGUCCAAAGCGGAGAAUCGAGACAGAUCUGACUCUGAGCAGGAUGUUGAUGAGUGACUAUGAGGUAACUCUGGUCAACGACAAUAAAUUCUAUGUCCGCUUCAAGGGCCCUGAGGAAACACCUUUUGCCGGUGGUCACUGGAAGAUUCACGUCGAGCUACCUGAUCAGUAUCCCUACAAGAGCCCAAGCAUUGGUUUCGUAAAUCGGAUCUUUCACCCCAACAUCGAUGAGCUUUCGGGGUCCGUUUGCCUGGACGUCAUCAACCAAACAUGGUCGCCGAUGUACGACAUGCUCAACAUCUUCGAGGUCUUCCUUCCACAACUCCUGCGCUAUCCGAACCCCUCGGACCCAUUAAACGGCGAAGCAGCCGCGAUGCUGAUGAGGGAACCUAAGAGUUACGACGCAAAGGUGAAGGAAUAUGUGGCAAAGUACGCUAGUAAAGAGGCGGUGGACGAUGCCGGAGAAGACACAGAGUCCGAAGAUGAAUUAAGUUCCGCAGGCAGCUACGAAUCGGGCGGGGAAGAACCGGUUGGUACAAUGGACGACGUCUAA
This is a messenger RNA of Aspergillus alliaceus, 558 nucleotides long. Its product is annotated as E2 ubiquitin-conjugating protein UBC8. Gene Ontology annotation, molecular function: ubiquitin conjugating enzyme activity. Gene Ontology annotation, cellular component: nucleus. The record is from RefSeq and is a predicted model, not a curated record. Lineage: Eukaryota; Fungi; Ascomycota; Eurotiomycetes; Eurotiales; Aspergillaceae. Gene Ontology annotation, biological process: ubiquitin-dependent protein catabolic process; protein polyubiquitination. The transcript is spliced from 7 exons. The coding region runs from base 1 to 558 and encodes 185 amino acids.